UAUUGGUAAAGAAGACGUGCAGCUUCUGCAAGGAUACAAGUAGUUUAAUAUUGAAUUCUGACUAAAUGGAAUGUAGCUAAUGCUAGGCUGUAAAAGCAUUACAGUCAGGAAAAAGAAUUGUUGUGUAUUUAGUGCUGCAAUUUACUGAGACACUUUUUGAAAACCAGUUAUUAAAAAGUAGCGUGCGACUUGUGGAAAAAUGAACCGGUGGGGAUAUGCAGAUCACAAUGGUCCUGACCUGUGGCAUGAAUGGUUUCCCAAUGCAAAUGGAGAUCGCCAAUCCCCAAUCAAUAUAAUAACCCGAGAUACUAUACACGACCCCAGCUUACGUCUACGUGUUGCUUAUGAUCCAUAUUCUGCAAGAGUUAUCAUUAACACUGGGCAUACAUUCACUGUUGAAUUUGAUGAUCAAGAAGACAAAUCAGUGAUCAGUAAGGGACCACUUAGUGCAAAUUAUCGAUUGCGUCAAUUCCAUUUUCAUUGGGGGCGUUCUGAUGAUCAUGGAUCUGAGCACAAGGUCGAUGGUCAAGGGUAUGCAGCAGAGCUACAUAUUGUUCACUGGGAUUCUGAAAAGUAUUCUAAUUUCCCAGAGGCAGCUUGUCAGCCAGAUGGCCUUGCUGUAAUUGGAGUGUUUCUGAAGAUUGGGGAGCACAAUGCAAGCAUUGAGAGAAUCACCGACGCUAUCGAUGUCAUCCGGCCUAAGGGGAAACAAUCGCCAUUUACAAAUUUUGAUCUCACCUGUUUGCUUCCUGGGUCUUUGGAUUUCUGGACUUAUCCUGGGUCACUUACAGUUCCUCCUCUUCUUGAAACUGUAGUGUGGAUUGUUAUGAAGGAACCCAUUUCAAUUAGCCCCACACAGCUGGCCAAAUUCCGCAGCCUAUUAAGUUCCUGUGAAAGAGAAAAAUGUGACUCUUGUUGCAUGCAAACCAACUACCGACCUGUACAGCCUCUGAGAGGCCGCAUAGUGAAAGCAUCAUUUCCAUAGCCACCAUUUGCUGCACACCACGACUGCCAAAAGUACCCAGUGCAAGAGGGCCGCUACAAUGUUGUAGACCAUUGUCAAAAGAAUCAAGGAGAGACCUUGUGAGCUGCAAUUUCUAUGAAGUGGAUGGCCAAAUGCUUCCUAGCUUUGAGAGGAAUGGCUGAAAAUUAGUACCACGGUUAUAAGCUGAUGCUUAUGAUACAUUAUAUGGUAUUAUUUACGCAAACAAUGUGCUAAGGGACUAUUGCAUUUUUUGGGCAUAUUGUUUUUCAAAGAUUUGUUUUUU
Messenger RNA from Pelobates fuscus (common spadefoot toad), 1268 nucleotides. RefSeq names its product carbonic anhydrase 13-like. The coding region runs from base 200 to 985 and encodes 261 amino acids. Gene Ontology annotation, molecular function: carbonate dehydratase activity; zinc ion binding. The record is from RefSeq and is a predicted model, not a curated record. The transcript has 7 exons. NCBI's taxonomy places the organism in Eukaryota, Metazoa, Chordata, Amphibia, Anura, Pelobatidae.